Molecule: messenger RNA, 4356 nt
Organism: Chlamydomonas reinhardtii
Lineage: Eukaryota; Viridiplantae; Chlorophyta; Chlorophyceae; Chlamydomonadales; Chlamydomonadaceae
Exons: 6
Coding region: 342-1880 (512 amino acids)
Biological process (GO): protein phosphorylation; mitotic spindle organization; regulation of cytokinesis
Cellular component (GO): spindle pole centrosome; spindle midzone; chromosome passenger complex
Molecular function (GO): protein kinase activity; ATP binding
Source: RefSeq, a predicted model, not a curated record
GUUUUUCUGCUAGCAGAUAUACGCAGACGUACGCAAAUAUACGCGGUGUUAACGACCUUCUGCGUAUUUUCGCGGCCGUCGCUCCUUACCUUCUACUUAGUCAAAUUACAUCUACUGCAAAAGCUAGAGGAGCCAGCGCGCGCCCCACAGACACCAGCGAGGGCCCCUCGGGCUGCUUCGUUUGGGCUUUACGGCCAGCGCUUCCCUCGCUCAGCAGGCAGCCGCAUCUGAUAACCAGCCUUGUCAGGUAGCCUCGUGGACGCCUGCGGAAACGUGCAGAACCGCCCAGGCAACUCAAGGCUUUCAGCGGCCCUGCGAGGCGCACACAGCGCAGCGGCCAGAUGUCAUUCCUUAAUCGGCUUUUCAACCGGAAAAAGCCAGAGCUCGGGGCUCAGCAGCAGCCGCUGCGCAGGAGCCUCACCGAGCCCUCGCCAAGCAGCGUGACGCCGAGCCGAGGGCGGAGGUCGUCCAGUGAUGAUAGAGACACGUUUGAUAUUACCCCACCCUCUCGGGUUGCUCCCCGCGGGCGGAGAGUGGGCGUGGAGCUGGCGCGCGCCAAGACAUCAGUGGACGUAACAAGCGUGCGGAGCAGCGCGGCGUCCUCAGCGCCAGAGUCCGGCGCCAACAACGUAGUCGUGGACGGGCCCAAGACACAAUACAAAACACUUCGGACGCUACAUCGCUCCAGGCUGCACACCAUCUCGCUAGCGCAGGAUCGCAACACGAAGGCGCCGGUGGUGCUCAAAACCUUCUUCAAGGCGCGGCUGAGCUCCAGCGCGCGCGCGAAGCUGGACGCCGAGGUGACGCACCUGCGCUCGUUGUGCGGUGUGCCCGGCGUGGUCAAAUACGUGGCGCACUUUGAGGAUGAUGACAGUUUCCACAUCGUGCUGGAGCGCUGCCCCGGCACAACGCUGAUCGAGCUGGUUGCCAACAGCGGCGGCCGGCUGGCCGAGGCGGCGCUGGUGUGCGACGUGCUCAUCCCGCUCACGGUGCUGCUGGCGGACCUGCACCGCCGCGGCGUGGUGCACCGACACAUCAAGCCCGAGCACGUGCUGUGCGCGCCCGACACCGGCGCCGUGACGCUGCUGGACUUCAGCGAGGCGGCGGACCGCCGCGCGCGCUGCCUCAACAACCGGGCCGGCACGCUGGAGUACAUGGCUCCCGAGGUUCUGGACAAGCCCUCCGCGGAGGAGGUGUUCCACCAGGUGCUGUACAACGGCAUGAGCGAGGAGGAGCUCCCGCAGUACGACGAGAAGGCAGACGUGUGGAGCCUGGGUGUGCUGGUGUAUGAGGCGCUGACCGGCUGCCAGCCCUUCCUGGCCGACAGCGCCGCCGACAUGAUGGGCGUGCAGCGCCAGCAGCUGCACGAGCUGGACGGCAGCGGCACGCCCAAGCUGUUCGCGGGCCGACACCUCAGCGGCGAGGCGCGCUCCUUCCUGGAGCAGGCGCUGCAGCUGGACCCCAUCAACCGGCCCUCCGCCGAGCGCCUGUUGCAGCACCCGCUGCUGCAGCGCCACUGGCAGCGCUACCACACCAAGCAGGUGGCGCUGCUGGGCGCCUCCGCCGCCACCUCCGACGCCUCGCAGCCCACCUCCAGCGGCAACAGCCCCGCGCCUGGCAGCACCUACAACUCCGGGUCGGGCGGCCUGCCGGCCGCGUCCCGGCACCAGGGCGUCAGCAGCGCGCCGCUGCCACUGCCGCGGAGCGAGGCAGACAUUGUGCAGAGCGCCGUGGCGGCGGGCUGGAUGGCCAGCAGCACCGAUGUGGGCAUGGGCGGUGGCGGCGGCGGCGGCAGCAACCGGCGCAGCGCGGGCGGCAACGUGGCGUCCGCGGUGCCGGAGCGCGUGCUCGCCGCGCCGAUCCAGUUUGCGGUGCGGUAAGCCGUGUGAGCGGUGAGCGGUCAGCCGUCGCUGGCGGAUGUUAUUGGUCACAGGAGAGCGAACGAGCGAGCAGCGGACGUGGAGGGAGUGCUUUGUCGCGGCGUCUUCCUUCGGCAAUCUCGCAGCUGCUCGUGCAUCUUCAGCAGAGGCUUGCAGGUUUGGAGUUGUGGAUUUAGUCUCAUGUUCGGCGGGUGUGUCGGUCCAGGCAUCAGGGCCCCCGACGGAUCCGUCAGCAUGCUAUUCCCGCAUUGUGGCAUUCACCUUUAAUACAUGCACGAGGCGCCCAUUGCAUAUCACAGAGUAAAUCUGGCGCAGCUUUCAUUUUUGUAUGGGCAAUCCUCUUUCAUGUGUGGAGCUGCGGCGGCGUGUGACAAGGCCCCGCCCCCGGGACGGUAAUGCACUUCUGGUGCGCUACCGCAAUCCCGUCGUGGCCCCACGGCCCGAGCCGGGGGCGGUGCGCCGGUUUGCGCUUUGCAGGGGGCUUGGACCCCAGCCCUAGGGGAGCGACGGCGCCGGCAUUUGCAGUGCCCGCCGUAGAGAUUCCGGGGAGAGCUCACCUGCGUAUUACAAUUUCCUUGAGAGGGCUGGCAUUCCUGUACACGUACCGCGUAAACGAACUAUAUCUCGACUGAAAGCGGGACUGCAUGGUGUGGAGCCUCAGUCUUGCGUUUUGCGGGCCCCUCCGUACCCCGCCCCGGCAUCGCGACUAAUCAAGCGGCCUGUGGAAGUACGGAAUUUUCAGGCAUAAAUUCAGAGCGGUUCUGAAGGGGUGUGGGCCGUGGAGUGGGUAUGGGGCAAGGACCUAAGAGCGAGAGGAGUGUAAGCGGAGCUGUGCGGCGGCGUUUGGGAUUUCUUAUUGGCUAUGGAGGGGCAGAGGCAGCCCUUGCCGGAGGAACGGGCUACACCCUCAUUGCCAAUGUGCGUAACACGCACUGGGCAGGGCGGCAAGGUUGGCCAUAUGUGGAAGGCCGCUGGGUGGCAGCUGAAGAUCGGUAGGUUUGUUACUAGGCAAUCGACAACACUGCGACAUCUCCGGUCGUGCUAGAUGGUUGCAUCUAUGCGUGGUUGUGCAGGUGAACGCCACGAGGUCCGAACUGUCGUGCACUUCGUGCAAGAUGUGACGAAGUGUGACAACGCAUCUCCGUCUGCUGGGUGCAUCUAUGCCCCGGAAAAUGGCAAAUGCAAUCCAUUCCUGAUGCGUGAGACCAUACGCCAAACGGAUUCCGGAAGAGAACGAUGCUGUGACCGGGAGGCGGUUGAUGUUGUUGUGUUUGGCUUUUUGGACGGAAGGGGAAAGUUCGUCUGCGUGUGUGUUCAGAGGGCCACGGGCAACCCGAAGAAACCGAAACAAUUGCAGGUGCGAAGACACGCGCUGACGACAGGAUUCCAGCUGCUGCUGCGGGCUUUACUACUCAUUUUUAUUUCGGCUAGGAUUGCUGAGUUGGGCGGCGCGCCCUGUGACUCGGGGGCGACAUGAACUGUUGUUGCGCUUUGGGUGGGCAGCGAUGCACCUUCCAGACCGCAUAUGACCUUGAUGACCUGCAAGCAAACCCUGGAACAUGUUGGACGAGGAGGUCGGCGAUCAACUGGUAUGCGCGGACCCCAAACAAUGCUGUGGCUGCACCCCAAGUUUGGGGCAGUGCUGCAUGCGACAUUUUGUGUUUGGCUAACGGUAACCUAGCGAAUGAUGGAGUGUGAGAUGAGAGCGAGGUGGGGGUGGGGGAGAGGCGCGUUGGACCAGGGGAGGAGCAUGCAGGACGCUGCAGCUACGGUAUCAUGGAGGCUCCAGAACCUGCCAAGUAGCUGAGGCGUGGCGCAAAGGCACAGUGAGAGAGCGAGUGAUUGUGUGUGGGGGGUGGGUGGGGUUGAAGGCGCACUCAUAACGACGUGGACACGUGUGUGUGAGGGGGGGGGGUGUAUGUGGCGGGUCUUGUGGCGGGACACUCGCGGCACAGCACGUGGCACGUGGGCUUACGGUGGCACCAAAGUCUGCGUGCAGCACGGGCAGGGUUGCGCGGGUGCCCUACCGCGAAGCUGUGCUACGGCCUGGGACGGUGUGCGUGGAGUGAUGCGACGAGGUGCAGAAGGCGUGGGACCCUGGGUGGGGGCGUUGGCAGACAUCCGAUGUGCAAGGCCUCAAGCCUAGAAAUUCUUCGUUCUUCAGUAGGAUGGAGCAGUUCUUGUUCAGGCAGUGUUGUUUGUUUGGUUUUGUCCAGGUUUGUUGAUGUGCGCGCGGUAAAUUGCCUGAGUGAAGUUUUGUGUUGAGGAGUUAUGUUGGGAGUGGCUUCAGAUGUGGAAGGCGUUCACGAGGGUAAAGCGCUUCCGGCGGUGUUGUUCGGGUCCUGCCUGAGAGGGCGCGGAGCUUGGCAUAACUCGCUGUGGACGGUGGCGGAAGUGGUGGAUCGACGUCGUGAUGUGAACCUGUUGAUGUCCGAAGCGCCCUAGGCGACGCAAAACAAUGUAACAAUAUAAUGUU